AUGGCAGCGGAACAAGAAAAGGCUAAAUCAAAAGUUCACAAGCUCUCACUCAAGGGAUCCUCUAAGCUGGUUGCCGAAUUUUUUCACUAUUCUAUAAAUACAAUACUCUUUCAGCGUGGCGUAUACCCGGCCGAAGAUUUUACGGCGGUGAAAAAAUAUGGACUAACCAUGCUGGUUUCAUCUGACGACCAGGUCAAAUCUUACAUUAAAAAAAUUAUGUCCCAGCUCGACAAGUGGAUGGUCAAGGGUAAAAUAUCUAAAUUAGUGGUUGUCAUCACUUCCAAAGACACUGGCGAAAACGUGGAGAGAUGGCAAUUUGACGUACAGAUUCUUAACAAGGAAACAAAAAAAGUGACGCAGAAUCCAGUCAUCAACGAAAAUGAAACUCCUGGGUUUGAUAAAGCGCCAUCUGUAGAGAAAUCCGAAUCUGAGAUUCAGUCCGAAAUUCAGUCAAUCUUUAGACAGAUCACCGCAUCCGUCACGUUCCUACCAGAACUCCAAGGCGAUUGCACCUUCAACGUUCUUGUCUACGCUGAUGCAGACAGUGAUGUUCCGAUAGAAUGGGGAGACAGCGAUGCCAAAGAGAUAAAGGAUGGUGAAAGGGUUCAACUACGGAGUUUUAGCACCGCAAACCAUAAAGUAGAAACUUUAGUUAGUUAUCGGCUCUCAGACUAG
This is a messenger RNA of Blumeria graminis f. sp. triticale, 675 nucleotides long. NCBI's taxonomy places the organism in Eukaryota, Fungi, Ascomycota, Leotiomycetes, Helotiales, Erysiphaceae. The record is from the annotation of a GenBank genome assembly.